GAAUUUGCAAGUUCGCGCUUUUGUAGUGCUUGGUUUGGUUAUGUUUGUUGUUCAUCGUAGUCAGUCGGAUUAAAAAGACUCACACAUAGCUAGCGAUUAUCCAAAACCCUUAGCUUCUUUGGACUUCGACAACCUAUCAGAGUUUCCAGAGAUGCCGAUCGAUGUCUGUUUAUCUCUACCACUUAUCGACAGGGUGAAAGAACUUAAUAAUAUUUUUGCUCGUGGAAAUUUACAGGAGCUCCACAAUUCGGUUGUUCUGGUUGUCGACAAUAUAUUCGGUUAUUCAUGUGGUACAGAAGGCUGGGCUUUACAUGCUGUUAACGAAGCUGAUGAGCCACAUUUGUUUGGUUCUAUUCGAGAGUUCCUCUCGCCCAACGGGAGAUUUUUGGAGGUUUUGUCCAGUAGAUUAACCCUUGAAUUCCCAUCAAUCUAUCAUGAUUUCCCACUUUGGCUUUUAUCAACAGAUUCGCAAAACUCUGUUUGGUCAGGUGGUUGCAAACAACCACGAACUCAAUUGUCGUUAAAUGCAUUUACCUACUAUAUGUUCGCUUUCAUGUGUUAUGCAUCGUACCCUAAAUGGAAACAGGAACUUGCGUUAUGCGAUUUCGAAAACAGUUUAUACCGUACCUUAUUUGAUGAUUACUUAGGCUUUUACUUAUAUACUGACCCAACCACAGUAAAUGUAAUGGCUUCUAAAUUUCACAUUUUAAGAGCUGGUUUGCAGACACCUGGAUACCAGAAGAAUUUUUCCAAUGAAUUUGUUGGGGAGUAUAUGAAUGGAUCUACGGAUACUUGCUUUCCCGACUUCCGCUUAUUUUGGCAAACAGAGGCAGUAUUACAAGCCGUUUGCGAAUUUCUUCUAUCAUGGAGAGCAACUGAUUAUUUUAAUGGCAUUUCCGAUCUACCUAAAAACACAUCUGUGAUUCCGUCACCUCCCCCAUUAAAUCAUACUGAGUUCUCAACUAAACCGACUGUAUGUCAACUAUUUCUGGUGAGGUGUUUCCUAAAAUAUUUCUACUUUGCAUUGUUCAAUAAUACAAAUUCAAACUGUUUCCAAAUAUUGCAGCAACAGAUAAUAUGGAACAAAUUUCUCAAUUAUCGAAAAUAUUUAUACAAUAAUCAAGGCGUGAUAGUGUCACCAGAAUCAUCCAUACCGCAUCACAAUAUUAUGAAUCGAUUUUCACGGUUUAUUGUUUACUGUUUUCAACAUUGGCCUUUUGAUUUAAGUUUUGAAGUCGUGCUUGAGACGUGGCUCUCUAGUAUUCAACCUUGGCGUUACUCAGGAUUUCCGCAGCUACAUACUGGUACUCGCUUUUCAUCUAUACCAUGGGAUGCACCCUUAAAUUUAAAAAUUGAUAAUGAGAAUUAUUCUGAUUGGUUGACAUUUGUUGCCCGUCAUUACAGCCUUUAUGUUGGUUUACUCUUAUUAUUUAUGGAAAGAGUUACUAAAAUUGAUUUACGUGUGUCUCGAAAUGCUCAUAUGGUUUAUCGUGUGACAAAAGUGUUUUCUCAGGAUGGAUUUAAAAUGCUACUACUGAAUACUGAAAAAAUUUUGUCCGAACAACAACAAGACGCUACUUUAUCCAAUGUAAUAGUAUCUGAAUAUCAAAGGGAACAAAGUGGCCUCUGGAAUCCUGUAAUAAUUAGUACUGUUGAAAGGGUUUUAAAUUGUAUGAUGAUUACAAAAGUAAAUUUGCAAUCUGAAGUAAUAAAAAAGAUGGACAAAUUUUCAUCAGAUUCCGACGGAUGGUUUGAUAAAUUUACUAAAUGGUUAUGUAGUUUCCUGAUAUUUGAUAUGGAUAACUCUGACGAAAGUGUCAACAAAUGUAUAUUCUAUUUAACAGAAGGAAUACAUUCAUUACGAGAAUUCUUUGCUAUUCAAGAAACUUUCGAAGCUGUACAUGAUAUUUCCUUGCAACCACCACCGAAUGGUCGUAUACAGUGGGAUGAUUUAUCGGCUAGUCCGAUACUUACACGACCUCACCUAAAAUCUCCGCCAACCUCGUCGAAAUCUCCUAGUGUUGAACACCCUUAUAAAGAUAAUUUAUCUCCAAGUGAUUUUUCUAAUUCAUCUUGGAAUAUAGACGCAUGUUCGAUGCCCAAAACAUUCGUAAAUAGCCAUGAUUCAUCAAGAUAUUAUACAAAGCUCACACCGUUGGAUCGUUUCCAGAUUAUAAUGGGUGUAAAACGUCCAUAUGUUUGUCAACAAUUAAUAAAUCGUGAAUAUGCAUCGACCAUGAAUGCAUCAUAUGAAAAUCGUUACAUACUUACAGUAUGCAAAUAUUUAGAAAAUAAGUUUACUGAAAUGAUGAAACAACACUUUAUUCGCUGGUGUUCAUUGUCAGGUAUUCGAGGAAGAUUUGCACGUCAAUUAUUACUUCCAUCAUCAUAUCCCAAACAACAUGAAUCGCAGAGUUUUUUAAUAACGAAUAAUCCCCGAUUAUCUUUUCGUUUUUUGGCAAAUUAUUAUGUUUUAUUACGAAUUAUUUUCUUGUAUAUAUUUAGCUAUUUUUUAUUCGGUAUAAGUUCACCAUUAUUGUAUAUAAUGUGUUUAAUUGUUUUAUAUUUGUUUUAUGAAUUUGUUAUAACAUUGUUUGAGUUAUGUCAUGAGAAAGUGAAACGCAUUUAAAAGAUAGUCGUUUUUAUUGUUCUGUUCAUAUAUAUAUGAUGUUUGUUCAGUUCUCUUGUACUCUCACUGUGUAUAUGAAUGUACAUUAUAUUUACUCGACAACUGAAUUGUAAAACAUCUUAGUUCCGACUAUUAUGUUUGUGUUUUUUUUGUUGUUGGUAAAGUUGUAGUAGUAUUGAAAAGAACCUAUCGGAACUUUUAGUCUUUUGCGCAACAAUCGAAUAUCAUAUAUGACAAAAAGCGGAAAUAAGUUUGUAUACAGCUCAGAAUAUCUAAAGUGAUAGCCAAAAACUACUUUAUGUCUCCGUUCGGUAAUAUGAGCUCGAUUCCGCUUCUGAAGAUUGUGUAUAACAAGCGAAUCGACUUUGAACUAAUGCUCAAACAGUCAUUAGUUCAGCGGAGGAGAUGGAUAAUCUACAUCUAUGUCGUUUGUUUAAGUUACAUACACACUUCCAGAGAUUAAUUAUGUAUAAAAUUUUGAUGCUUCGUGAUAUUGUUUUCUUUUCCAUGAACCCGCUUACAAAGGAUGUUUUAUUUGCUAAGAAGUGCCUGGAAAUUGUUGAAGACUUUUAGACUCGACCAUACACUCUAUUUUCCUCUAGACUUAGGAAACGAUAGAGGGAGAUAGGAUCCAAGGGAAUAAUCCCCAGGAUACUCGAUCAGAUGGCACCCAUUAAUUGUUAGAAAAU
This is a messenger RNA of Schistosoma bovis, 3318 nucleotides long. Lineage: Eukaryota; Metazoa; Platyhelminthes; Trematoda; Strigeidida; Schistosomatidae. The record is from the annotation of a GenBank genome assembly.